Molecule: messenger RNA, 814 nt
Organism: Papaver somniferum (opium poppy)
Lineage: Eukaryota; Viridiplantae; Streptophyta; Magnoliopsida; Ranunculales; Papaveraceae
Product: ubiquitin-conjugating enzyme E2 2
Exons: 6
Coding region: 215-673 (152 amino acids)
Biological process (GO): proteasome-mediated ubiquitin-dependent protein catabolic process; DNA repair; protein polyubiquitination
Molecular function (GO): ubiquitin conjugating enzyme activity
Source: RefSeq, a predicted model, not a curated record
UCUGAUCUUUGUAUUCAUGUAUAAAAGAGAAGUGAAUCCUGUAAAGUGUAAUACAAUAAAAACAAUAAACAAAAUCAUUUCUAACUCUAACAACAAUACCCCAAUACCAAACCCUAACCCUUAAUCUCCCCCCCGCAGCUGUAUAAAACCCUAAUCAUUAGAUCCUGAGAAGAAUCGGAGUUUUUUCUCACAGCUUUUUCUUACGGCUGUGAGGAUGUCGACUCCUUCAAGGAAAAGAUUGAUGAGGGAUUUCAAGAGAUUGCAACAGGAUCCUCCAGCAGGCAUCAGCGGUGCACCACAGGACAAUAACAUAAUGUUAUGGAAUGCUGUUAUAUUUGGCCCAGAUGAUACUCCCUGGGAUGGAGGUACCUUUAAGUUGUCUCUGCAGUUUUCGGAGGACUAUCCAAAUAAGCCACCAACAGUUCGGUUUGUUUCGCGGAUGUUCCAUCCAAAUAUCUAUGCAGAUGGAAGUAUUUGCUUGGAUAUCUUACAGAAUCAGUGGAGUCCUAUUUAUGAUGUAGCUGCUAUUCUAACUUCUAUCCAGUCGUUGCUUUGCGACCCAAACCCAAAUUCUCCUGCUAAUUCUGAAGCUGCAAGGAUGUUUAGUGAUAACAAGCGGGACUACAACAGAAAAGUACGCGAAGUCGUUGAGCAAAGCUGGACAGCAGAUUAACUGCUCAUCCCUAACAUGUGGAUGUCAUUUGACUUAUUCUGUAAAGUUUGAAGUCUACAUAAGUAAACAUUUCCACUUGAAAACAAUUGUAAUACAGACAUAAGAGUUAUAUAAUAAAAUUUGCUUGCUUGAUUCCUUACA